Notothenia coriiceps (black rockcod) is the source of this 4447-nucleotide messenger RNA. RefSeq names its product calcium/calmodulin-dependent protein kinase type IV-like. Gene Ontology annotation, biological process: protein phosphorylation. The record is from RefSeq and is a predicted model, not a curated record. The coding region runs from base 52 to 981 and encodes 309 amino acids. Gene Ontology annotation, molecular function: protein kinase activity; ATP binding. NCBI's taxonomy places the organism in Eukaryota, Metazoa, Chordata, Actinopteri, Perciformes, Nototheniidae. The transcript is spliced from 5 exons.
UCUCUUACAGCCGACUUUGGUCUUUCCAAAAUCAUCGAUGAUCAGGUGACCAUGAAGACGGUCUGUGGCACGCCGGGCUACUGCGCUCCGGAGAUCCUGCGAGGGAACGCGUACGGCCCCGAGGUGGACAUGUGGUCGGUGGGCGUCAUCCUCUACAUCCUACUCUGUGGGUUCGAGCCCUUCUUCGACCCGAGAGGAGAUCAGUACAUGUACAGCCGAAUCCUCAACUGCGACUACGAGUUUGUGUCUCCGUGGUGGGACGACGUGUCCCUCAACGCCAAGGAUCUGGUCAGUAAGCUGAUCGUCCUCGACCCUCACAAGCGUCUCAGUGUGCGGGAAGCCCUGCAGCACCCAUGGGUGCUCGGAAAAGCCGCCCGCUUCUCUCACAUGGACACCGCCCAGAGGAAACUACUGGAGUUUAACGCUCGCCGCAAACUUAAGGCUGCCAUGAAGGCCGUAGUGGCCACCAGUCGGAUGCACGAGAGCUCGCGGCGUCGCACCGACAGCUGUGAGAUCCCGGGCUCAGGGACGUCGAGGCAGAGCAGCAUGCAGCAAGACCCGCCUCCAGAGUCCACAAGCCCCUCCCCCGCUGAUGAAGAAGCCCCGCCUCCAGACCAGGACGACGAAUCAAAGCCCUCCGACCAAAGUGCCCUCACCCCGUCUCCUCCAUGCACCCCAGAGCCCCCCCCCAGCUCUGAAGCCACGACCACGGGCCCCGCCCCAACGCCAACAGGCCCCUCCCCCACACCCACAGGCCCCACCCCUAUCAGGCCACCUCUCCGUGUCGAUGGUAUUCGACAGGCGUCCGUCAUCCCCAAAACGAUGCUAGUUCAGCCCCGCCUGCAGCAGAAAAGCUUCUCAUUGGUCGAGCCCAGUUCCAAGGUUGACGCCACACUGACCACGGCUUCAAGUCCCAGCAGCCUCAGCAACGGCUUCAUGCCGGGGGCGGAGCCUGCCAGUAAGACCGCCCCCUGCCAGUGAUCACAUAUCGCUUUUAGAAAAACUUAACUUCAUCUUCCUCUUCUCUAAAAACAUCUCAAAUCACUUAAAGGGACCAAAUGAACCUAAAGCUUCGGUUACAAACGGAGCUAACGUUUAACAUUAAACUUCCAUAUCUGCAGCUACGCUAACGUGCUAACAGAUACACUUAAGGGUUUGUUGGGUGUUUUCGCAGCCAGGACAGUUGGUCAGUCUUCAUUGUUGAGCUGCUGGUUUUUAGUAAAGAGGCUGGACAUGAUUCAAGGAUAGCACUAGUUCCAAGGGACUUACGAGUUACUCAAGCUAGGCAAGAACAUUGGCCUUUUAGGUCGUUAUAUGGAACCUUGGAUUGUGGGAGAAUAUGACAAGAAAAUCCCUUUAGGGAUAUUCUCUGAGGUUAAAGUGGUCAAUUAAUGAGAAUAAACACAUUUAUGAGAAAACUACAUUUGAAAACUAUUCUGGAUCAUACAUUUCUGAGCAAAGUGAAGAUCCGACUUUGCAAAGUGAAGCCAUGUGGAUCUUCGACAAAAAAAUAAACCAUAGUUCCUUAAAUUUUUGACUUAAAUCUCAGAGAAUUUGGAAAAAAUGUUCAUGCAAAUGUAGAGUUUGAUCUCAGAGACCAUUUUUCUUGGAAAUGUGUGCUCUCUUUAUUAAUUUAAAUAUUUUAACCUAGCAUGUUAAUGGGAAACCGACAAUAAAUCAGUUUGGCCUGUACUUAAAUGCCAAUUAAAACAACAAUUUCUUUGAUAGUAAGAAGUUCAGACGUAGUCUAGAUGUGGUUAGCCUAGCUUAGCAUAAAUACUGGAAGCAGUGGAAAACAGCUCAAACACCUACCAACACCUCAGUAGCUCAACCACAUAUCUUGUUUGUCUCUAUAAUAAGUGGUAGCGACCUUUCAAUCAUAAGGCCGCUCCUUUAUCGUCUACUUUACUCUAAAUGGGACCGUCAUUUAAAAAAUAAACAUCAUGCUGUAUUAAUAAACACUAGAAACUAGCGGUUUGAACCAUAAACUCAUUAAGAAAAUCUUUACUGGGAUCAUUUAAGUAAGAGGCAAGGUCAUUUUCUCAUAGGCUCUCAUAGACACUUUUCAGAACCAGAAAGGUUGCCCCCUGCUGGUUAUUAGAGAGUGUGAUUUGAGGUGCUUCCAUUAAGGCUUUACUUUUGAGACUUUAAGGCUCUUUGUUUACACAGUCUUAGGUUUGAUCCGCACAAAAACAGAAAUGUAAAACCAGAGGCACUGGGCGGAUGGAUACAAUGAAGAAAUAGUUCUGACUCGUACUUGAAAUGGGACAAACAGAGACUUCUUCCUCUUUUGGAAACAGAAGGUGACUUUUUCCUCGAAUGCUCAGGACGGAGCUGAUUGUAUUUUAUUAUUAAACACAUGCCUGCAUGGACACGGGUGUGAAGGACGAGGAGAAACAGAGCAGCUUCUGCAUCUCUUUGAGUGUCGGGGCAGCUUCAGACAAAGAGACUCUGAGAAAAGUUUGAAGAGACGAUCUGCUUUCUUUUUUAAAAGUCCUUUCUACUCUUUACUGGCGAUUCCCGCUGGAUUUAUUCUGCGGCCGAAUGAGUAGAUAGACCCGGUGUUUAUUUCAGUGACGUGUCGUGUUAGUGAGUAAAACGCAGUGUUGUUUACACUUUUAUCAGCAGUGGUGAUGAUGAUCUCCUGUUUGCACUGUACAUAGUUUGGUUUUAAGAUUAUAUCUGAAAACUUUACCGCCCGACCAGAGACACAAUCAGUGUUCAAACCCCCCCCCCCAAAAAAAAUAUUCAAAAUUUGACUUUCGCCAUUAAAGGGUAUAUUUGAACCUGGAAACUAUUUGCCCAUGUUUUCAUGUUUAAAUGUAUAAUGGGGACAGCAAUUCUAGAUAUUAGUCCAGUAUUGAUCAAGAGUGCUGCAGCCAGGCAAUGAAAUCCUAUCAGGAAAUUAAUCACCGUCAAAUUAAAUCCAUUUCAAGUUUGUUUUAAACAUUUUGGAAAUAAAUAAAUAAAGAUUAAAUUCUUACAUUUAAUAAUAUUUUGGGGUUUCCUGUAGGUUUUUGUGCAUGUAUAUAAAUGUUUAAAGCAAAAUUGGGAUAGACACAAUUACAAAUAGACCGGGGGGAAAGGGUCUAAUUUCUCUGUAUGGGUCCUUUCCCUAAUGUUGUCAAAUAUUCUUAGACAUCUUGCUCUGGCAGGGGCAAAAACAAGCACUUUUAGUGGAAAUUGACGGUGACAGUGAUCAAUAACAUUGCAACCCAUUUCGUAGCUUCAGUCUGCAAAUUAACAAAAAAAAUUCCUCCCAAAGACAUAACAACGUGGUGAGAUAAGGUCCAAGUUGAAGAACCAAAGUAAACCUUUCAAUGAAACCCUUUGGACUACACGUUCUACCUCUCUUUGUACAGGGGCUUCAAAAAUAAUAAUAAAGAUAAUCAGACUGGAAAGAAAUCAAUCUUGAACCCACCAGAAACAAAAACACACAAAACUACGGUGGCCAGGACGGACCAAACUGAAGUAAAGGUUCUCUGCCACCAAAUAAAAUGCUCAAUUUGAAAGAAAAUCUCUUUAAAGAGGAACCAGCCCUCCCAAAAAUGGAGCCCAAAAAGUCCUGGAAACACGUUUUUAUUUUGGGUGGAAAAGGACGCAGUUAUUGUAAUUCCUUAUUACAUUUUUUAAAAUGUAUUAUGAUGUUUAUUAUAAGAUCCCAUCAUGUGGCUUUUCUCCAUGGGUAGGGAUUUUAGUUUAAUGCAAAUUCGCCCUGUAAAAAAACAUACCACUUUCCAUCUUGUAAAUUCAACAUCAAGUAAAGCCUUUGUAACAUGAAAUCUGUGUCAAAUAUUAACAUGAUGCUAAAGGUAUAUACGCUUUUUAUUUACUAACACACUUGAGAUUUCAAUGGAGAAGAAAACUUUAUCCUUAAAACUGUUUACAUCAUCCACUUAAAAAAACACUUAACAUGAUCUGUAAUAAUCAAUUAGUAGAUUUUAGGUCAAUUUUAUUAAAUUUUCCUCCAGGUUUUGUGCACAUUUUAAACACUUUUUUAAGACGUUAUUGGGCAGAACAGCUCUGUGAUUGGUUGUGAGUCAAAGUGGGCGUUUCUUGAUCAAAGCUUUGAAGGUCUGACUGAUGUGCAGUUUGGUUCCUCUGGUCAAAACGAGUCUUCUGCUGUAAUAACUUCUUGCCAAAUGAACUCACUGGAUAACUAUCUGUCAUGGUAGAAAGCAUGUACUCUGUAUAUUUGAUUUACAUAUAUACUCUUAUGUAAAAACAUGAAUAUUUUUGCUUCUCUUUAUUCGGAGGGACAGUCCGGGGGCUGGAGGGUUAAACUGUGUUCAUUGUUUUGUGUUUGCUGAGUGAACUCGUACCUCUUAUUUUAUUUUAAAGGAUAUAAGCUGACAGUGUGACAGCUGUUAACAUGUGUAUCUCUGCAUGUAUUAUUUACUUUCUGUUGAUCAUAUCAGAUUAAAGACUCAGUUUGCCUCCUGCAGGA